Molecule: messenger RNA, 1709 nt
Organism: Mercurialis annua (annual mercury)
Lineage: Eukaryota; Viridiplantae; Streptophyta; Magnoliopsida; Malpighiales; Euphorbiaceae
Product: polyol transporter 5-like
Exons: 2
Coding region: 209-1585 (458 amino acids)
Biological process (GO): carbohydrate transport; transmembrane transport
Cellular component (GO): membrane
Molecular function (GO): carbohydrate:proton symporter activity
Source: RefSeq, a predicted model, not a curated record
GGUUAGAUGGGUUCGCGAGUCAAUCCGUGACAUGACCCAUUUAUUUCGUGUCAUAAACGGGUUGACACGUUUUCGACACGAACCCGCUAAGCCUCAAACCGGAUUCGCCAAACUUACGGGUUAGGCGAAUCGUGUUAUCGUGUCAUGACCCAUUUUGGCACCUCUAAUUCUAUAAAAUAAAUUUUGAAUAAUAUCAUCCCAAUUUUAAAUGCUUUUCCCUAGUAUGAAGCAUGUUUUAAAUUUUGUUUUGUUGUAUGUAGAUGAAGUGAUGCUGAUUUGCACUUCUGAUUACUUGCUCAAAAGGCGAAGUAUAAAGUACGAGCAAUACUUAGAUUUGGUAACAGUUAGUGCUAUAUUUGAGAUAGCCGGAUGUCUAGCAGCUGGAGUACUGUCCGAUUGGAGAGGACGGCGUCUGGUGGCAAUUCUAUCCAGCGCUAUCUCAUUUAUCGGUAUCUUGCUGAUAUAUCUAUCCCAUAGUUACUCAAUUCUAAUUCUCAGUCGCAUUGCACUAGGAAUUGGAAUUGGUAUGGGAUAUUUAAGCAUACCGAUAUAUAUUGCGGAGUUAUCACCUCCAUUUGUACGAGGUUUCCUUGCCUCAUUUCCAGAGGUGUUAUCCAGUAUGGGAUUCUUAGUAGCCUCCGUAAUACAUAUGACGCUAUCAAAAGUCUCUAAACAUUUAGAAUGGCUGGUUUUUAUUGCUCUAAGCGCCACUUCUUUCCUUAUUAUCACCAUCGUUCUUGCGAUGAUGCCAGAGUCGCCAAGUUGGCUUAUGAGGCAAGGUCGUGUUGCUGACGCAACACGAAUAGUUACCAGGUGUACUAGAGCACCCGAAGAGGCUCAUGGUCGUGUUAAUCUGAUGAGACAGAAUAUUGGUCUUUCAGCAGAUGAUACAAGGGAUGUUGUCCAUAGCAUUCCAAGAGAAGAAGUCCGUAUAGACAUAUUUGCAUGGGGGGAGUUGAUUCGCUCGACCCCAGCUAUAGCUAGAGUUGUUUUGUCAGUGAACUAUUUACAAGUAAUUCGACAACUGGCAAUGAUAGAUGAUCUCCUCUCCUCUAGUGAUCCCCUGCUUGUUCAUGCUUACAUUACAGUGGAUAAUGAUACGCAAGUGGGGUUGCUAUGUGUUAUGUGUUUUAGGACCAUAACUUUAAUAGCGCCCAUGCUGAUGAUGGACAAAUAUGGGCGUUUCAAACUAGUGAUGAUUAGCAUUGGAGGCAUUUGCAUGUCUAUGGGGUUGCUUGGAUUUUUAGAUUUUAGUAUCCGCAGCACCAACGCAUAUAUUGGUGCCCAGAAUUUCUUUUCUGUAGUUUGUGUAUUCAUUCUUGCUGGAUCAUACUCUUUAGGCUUAGGACCUAUACCGUAUAUUUAUAACGCAGAGGCAUUCCCUUAUAGAUUGCGUGCUCAGGGAACAAGCUUUGCCAUUGCUAUCAGUAGAUUGGUAUGGUAUUUCAUGUUUCUCUCAUCAGCAACAUUGUAUAAGUUUCUUCAUUUUGGUCCGGUUCUAAUCAUACGAACCGUUAUUAUUGUUGUUCUGAUGUUUUUGGGGAUUAGAAAUGUUAGAGAAACAAGUCUAGUAAACAUUGAUUAGUUGUCCAGCAAUAAUAGAUGUUAAGUACUCAGAUUGUCAGUGAUUAUGGAUCAUUUGUAAUUUGUCUUCCUAUGUAAUACUUUAUUUAUGUAUUAAUGAUGAAAAGAGAUCUAUUUGUUUUGUC